Messenger RNA from Diabrotica virgifera virgifera (western corn rootworm), 795 nucleotides. RefSeq lists its product as uncharacterized. Gene Ontology annotation, molecular function: DNA binding. Bases 145 to 735 code for a protein of 196 amino acids. Gene Ontology annotation, biological process: DNA integration; DNA recombination. The transcript has 2 exons. Lineage: Eukaryota; Metazoa; Arthropoda; Insecta; Coleoptera; Chrysomelidae. The record is from RefSeq and is a predicted model, not a curated record.
GAUCUGCACAAAUUUCUUUUUUCCAUAAUUUUCCGAUUUUUAGUUUCAGCGUAUUAUUUAUUAUUCUUAGAUUCCGAUAAUAUUUAGACGUUUCACAAUAAUGAUGUGGUGGCUGUAAUAUUUGGUAUUUCUGGGGCCUGUAGAAUGGAUGAGUUAGUCCGAAUGACUGUACACGAUAUAGAAGACUUAGAAUCUAAGCUUUUAAUCAGCAUACCUGAUUCGAAAACCAACAAACCAAGAUCAUUUGUAAUUAAUCAGAUCUACUUGAAUGUUUAUCGAAAGUAUGUUUCGUUAAGACCAGAAAAUAUGAACAGUGACCGAUUUUUCUUUAAAUAUCAAAGCGGAAAGGGUUGUAGACAAGUGGUAGGAAUUCAUCAAUUUAGAAAAAUGCCCAAAAUAGUUGCUACUUAUUUGAACUUGGUAAAUCCGACAGAAUAUACUGGUCACUGCUUUCGUCGGUCUUCUGCAACAAUAUUGGUUGACGCUGGUGCCGACAUAACUAGUUUAAAGAGGCAUGGCGGAUGGAAGUCAUCAAACGUUGCUGAAGGAUAUAUCGAAGAAUCGCUUAACAAUAAGGUUGAGGUGGCAAAUAAAAUUUUCACAGUACAAAAUAUUCAACAAAAUGACCCGUCCACCCUGCAUGUUGUCCAAAAUGUUUCUCAUAGUUCUAAGAGUGUUCCUCCAAUGUUCAAUAAUUGUACUAACUGUCAAAUUACUGUAAAUAUAACAAAUUGAUCUUAAAAAUGUAUUCAGCAAUGACUUGAUGUUUUCAAAAUAUAAAUUAAUUCCUUAUAA